Messenger RNA from Cebus imitator (Panamanian white-faced capuchin), 1185 nucleotides. RefSeq lists its product as uncharacterized. The transcript has 4 exons. Bases 661 to 1185 code for a protein of 174 amino acids. Lineage: Eukaryota; Metazoa; Chordata; Mammalia; Primates; Cebidae. Gene Ontology annotation, cellular component: cytoplasm; neuron projection. Gene Ontology annotation, biological process: protein phosphorylation. Gene Ontology annotation, molecular function: ATP binding; calmodulin binding; calcium/calmodulin-dependent protein kinase activity. The record is from RefSeq and is a predicted model, not a curated record.
CUGUAAGCCUUAGAACCCAGCUGUUGCCAGGGCAACGGGGCAAUACCUGUCUCUCCAGAGAUGAAGUUGCCAGGGUAACUGCAUCCUGUCAUUCUUUCCUGGGGACCAUCCGGAAUGCGGCACCCACUGGCCGUUACCAUGGCAACUGCCUUUUUGCCCCACUUAAUCCUAUCCCGUCUGCUACAAGGGCCCCACAGUUGGAGGUGGGGGAGGUGGGAAGAGAAAAGAUCACUUGUGGAUGAAGUUUGUUCUAUUCCACCUCCUCCAGCCCCUCCUUGGGUCCGUCACCCCAGGGGUGCUGGGUCCAUCCACCCCCAGGCCCACACAGGCUUGCAGUAUUGUGUUCAGUAUGGCCAGGGCGUCCGAGAGCAGGUUUCGCAGUGGAAGGCAGGCAGGUGUUGGGGAGGCAGUUACCGGGGCAACGGGAACAGGGCGUUUCGGAGGUGGUUGCCAUGGGGACCUGGAUGCUGACGAAGGCUCGCGAGGCUGUGAGCAGCCACAGUGCCCUGCUCAGAAGCCCCGGGCUCGUCAGUCAAGCCGGUUCUCUGUUUGCACUUGGCAGCACGGGCAGGCGAGUGGCCCCUAGGUCCGGGAGCAGAGCAGCAGUGCCCCAGUCCUGGUCCCCCAGUCCCAAGCCUCGCCUGCCUGCCCAGCGCCAGGAUGGCCACCAUCACCUGCACCCGCUUCACGGAAGAGUACCAGCUCUUCGAGGAAUUGGGCAAGGGAGCGUUCUCGGUGGUGCGAAGGUGUGUGAAGGUGCUGGCUGGCCAAGAGUACGCUGCCAAGAUCAUCAACACCAAGAAGCUGUCAGCCAGAGACCAUCAGAAGCUGGAGCGUGAAGCCCGCAUCUGCCGCCUGCUGAAGCACCCCAACAUCGGUGAGCCUUACAGGACGAGAGGGGCGCGGUGGGGGGCAGGCCCUGCUCCCUGCCCACCCUGGCAAGUGGGUGUUUGCGGGUUGGGUGGAGAGCAGCUGCUCUCUUCUCCGGGGAUAGAGGCAGCAGAGAUGGGAAAGGGGGCGUCUUUAAUGGUUUCCACAUUCCUCAGAGCCAGCUUGUUUCGGGGGAGGGGGCAAGCUCCAACUCAGGCCCUGGCCCACAGGCCGGGCACGGGCUGCGAGGAGAGGCUGGGCCACUGUGGGCUGGGACAGAGCCAGAGCAGCAGCACCCAUGGGGGUGGGCUCUGA